Messenger RNA from Geodia barretti, 537 nucleotides. The record is from the annotation of a GenBank genome assembly. NCBI's taxonomy places the organism in Eukaryota, Metazoa, Porifera, Demospongiae, Tetractinellida, Geodiidae.
AUGCUGGAAGCGGCGGCGCGGCUUGCCGCCGAUUUCGACGUGUAUGCGGAACUCUGUCUCGAAGAAUACAUGGCCUGCGCGGUGGGCGGCUGCGCGGGGUGUACGGUCGAAGCCCAUACGCCCGACGGCGUGGCCAUGAAGCGGGGGCCAGGCGUGCGUCCACUGUUCAUCGGCCUGAUUUCCGGCACCAGCAUGGAUGGUGUCGACGCCGCGCUGAUGGAUUGCUCAAGCACUGAACCGCUGCUGGUCGCUACGAACCGCGCUUCGUAUCCGAACGACCUUGCCGGCAGACUACGUGCCGCGGCGCAAAGCCAGGGAGAGUGUGCGCUGCGGGAGGUCGCCGCACUGGAUGCCGCGGUGGCGAGCUGUUUUGCCGAAGCGGCGCUGGCGUUAUUGCGCAACGCCGGACGCAGCCCGGAGCAGGUCGAGGCGAUCGGCAGCCACGGCCAGACCUUGUGGCACGCACCCGAAGGCCUUCCCCCGCACACGGUGCAGGUCGGCUCGCCUGCGCGUAUUGCGGCGUUUGUCCGUGCAUGA